This is a messenger RNA of Ilex paraguariensis (yerba mate), 336 nucleotides long. NCBI's taxonomy places the organism in Eukaryota, Viridiplantae, Streptophyta, Magnoliopsida, Aquifoliales, Aquifoliaceae. The record is from the annotation of a GenBank genome assembly.
AUGCAUGGUGGGGUAUCUCUGUAUGCAGCUGUGGAAGAGAACAAUUGUUCUGGCUACCCAAGCUCUGAGAUACCUUCAGUCGGUGCUGCCUGCUACACGAUCGAUCGGUGCUGCCUGCUACACGAUCGAUCGGUGCUGCUCUCCCCUGCUUCAAUCGCUGCUGCUUCGAUCAGUGCUGCUCUCCACUGCUACACGAUCGAUCGGUGCUCCUCUCCACUGCUACACGACGGAUUUGGUGUUGCUCUCCACUGCUACACGAUCGGUACUGUUCUCCAGUGCUACACUCCAAGGCUUCGAGUUUUCGCUACUUGUACACCAUUGUUGUUGCUGGACUGA